ACAAACACUCGAGCUCACACCUGCUCGAUCAAAAUCCUCCAACAACUCGAUCCAUUCGCAGUAGCUGCGAGCUCUGAGCGGCGGCGAGGUGUCCGACAUGGCGUCGGGGCAGAAGGUGGUGAAGCCGAUGGAGGUGUCGGUGGAGGCCGGGAACGCCGGGGAGGCGGCGUGGCUGGACGACGACGGGCGGGCGCGGCGGACGGGCACGUUCUGGACGGCGAGCGCGCACAUCAUCACCGCCGUCAUCGGCUCCGGCGUGCUGUCGCUGGCGUGGGCGAUCGCGCAGCUGGGCUGGGUGGCCGGUCCCGCCGUGAUGCUCCUCUUCGCCUUCGUCAUCUACUACACCUCCACCCUCCUCGCCGAGUGCUACCGCACCGGCGACCCGGCCACCGGCAAGCGAAACUACACCUACAUGGACGCCGUGCGCGCCAACCUCGGCGGCGCCAAGGUCACCUUCUGCGGCGUCAUCCAGUACGCCAACCUCGUCGGCGUCGCCAUCGGCUACACCAUCGCGUCGUCCAUCAGCAUGCGCGCCAUCAGGAGGGCCGGCUGCUUCCACCACAACGGCCAUGGUGACCCGUGCCGCAGCUCCAGCAACCCUUACAUGAUCCUCUUCGGCGUCGUGCAGAUCGUCUUCUCGCAGAUCCCGGACUUCGACCAGAUUUGGUGGCUGUCCAUCGUCGCCGCCGUCAUGUCCUUCACCUACUCCGGCAUCGGCCUCUCCCUCGGCAUCGUCCAGACAAUCUCCAAUGGCGGGAUCCAGGGCAGCCUCACCGGAAUCAGCAUCGGCGUCGGCGUCAGCUCAACGCAGAAGGUGUGGCGCAGCCUGCAGGCAUUCGGCGACAUCGCCUUCGCAUACUCCUUCUCCAACAUCCUCAUCGAGAUCCAAGACACGAUCAAGGCGCCGCCGCCGUCGGAGGCGAAGGUGAUGAAGAGCGCGACGAGGCUGAGCGUGGCGACGACCACGGUGUUCUACAUGCUGUGCGGGUGCAUGGGCUACGCGGCGUUCGGCGACGCGGCGCCCGACAACCUCCUCACGGGCUUCGGCUUCUACGAGCCCUUCUGGCUGCUCGACGUCGCCAACGUCGCCAUCGUCGUGCACCUCGUCGGCGCCUACCAGGUGUUCGUCCAGCCAAUCUUCGCCUUCGUCGAGCGCUGGGCCUCCCGCCGGUGGCCGGACAGCGCGUUCAUCGCCAAGGAGCUCCGCGUGGGGCCCUUCGCGCUCAGCCUCUUCCGCCUGACGUGGCGCUCGGCGUUCGUCUGCCUCACCACAGUCGUCGCCAUGCUCCUCCCCUUCUUCGGCAACGUGGUGGGUCUCCUCGGCGCCGUCUCCUUCUGGCCGCUCACCGUCUACUUCCCCGUCGAGAUGUACAUCGCGCAGCGCGGCGUGCCACGUGGCAGCGCGAGGUGGGUCUCGCUCAAGACGCUCAGCGCGUGCUGCCUCGUCGUCUCCAUCGCCGCCGCUGCGGGCUCCAUUGCUGACGUCAUCGACGCUCUCAAGGUGUACAGACCGUUCAGCGGAUGAUUGGAACGUGAGGGGCACGUGUGCUCGUUAAAUUAUUUCUUACUAUCUCUGUACCAAAAUAUAGCAAACUAGUAUAAAUAGGACGAAAUUCGGGUAGUUCUCAGGUACGAAUUCAUCGUACUAGGAAAUAUCUCACAUUGUAUUAAGUUGCUAUAUUUUGGGUCAGCAUUAGUACAAUAUUACACAAAGAGGAAAAAAAAGGAAGAAAUGUAACAUGUGGCGUUUUUCAUUGGAGACCUUGAAAAAUCUUGUAAUUGCAGUAAACAGAUUCCCUGCCGUUGUGAUCAUUGCAUUCCUUUUGCGAAAAAAAAGGGAUGCAAAUAGAUGGCUGGAGGUGCUGUUUCUAAUGUCAAAAGCAGUUGUAUGGGGGGUAUUAUGAUAAUAUAAUUCUUUUUUCAAA
Messenger RNA from Oryza sativa Japonica Group (Japanese rice), 1925 nucleotides. Its product is annotated as amino acid permease 3. NCBI's taxonomy places the organism in Eukaryota, Viridiplantae, Streptophyta, Magnoliopsida, Poales, Poaceae. The record is from RefSeq and is a predicted model, not a curated record. Gene Ontology annotation, cellular component: membrane. Gene Ontology annotation, molecular function: amino acid transmembrane transporter activity. Gene Ontology annotation, biological process: amino acid transmembrane transport.